AUGACGGGGGAGUGGUCAGUCGGGCUUUGCGACUGCUUUGGAGAUUUCCACACCUGUUGCUUGACUUUCUGGUGCCCCUGUGUCACAUUUGGCCGCACUGCUGAGAUCGUGGAUAGAGGCUCCACAUGUUGCCAAUGGCUGUAUGGUUGUACCAAGCGCUCCUCAAUGCGCGCGCAAUACAACUUGCAAGAAUCCCCUUGCUUGGACUGCUGCGUCCACUUCUGGUGUGGCCCCUGCGCGCUUGGCCAGGAGUACAAGGAGCUGGAGAAACGCGGCUUCAACAUGGCCAAAGGAUGGGAAGGUAGCAACAAGGUGGUGGGGUGUUUUCAAGGGAUGACGACACCACCAAGAAAGCAAUCCAUGUGCUUCUAG
Miscanthus lutarioriparius is the source of this 372-nucleotide messenger RNA. Lineage: Eukaryota; Viridiplantae; Streptophyta; Magnoliopsida; Poales; Poaceae. The record is from the annotation of a GenBank genome assembly.